Messenger RNA from Ciona intestinalis (vase tunicate), 6977 nucleotides. The record is from RefSeq and is a predicted model, not a curated record. Lineage: Eukaryota; Metazoa; Chordata; Ascidiacea; Phlebobranchia; Cionidae.
AAUCCACCAACAGCAGUCAAUCUUAUUGACUUGUCACCGCGUCGAAUUUCUUUUAAUGUUGAUGGUCCUCCCGAAAAUGUUCAACUCUAUCGAAUAUAUUACAAACCUGAGGGUACCAGUGAUGCUGGUAUGCAGGUCAUUGAAGGAAGAGAUAACCCAUUCACCAUAACUGGAUUAACUCCCAACACCCCAUAUAUAUUGAGAUUAGUUGCUGUAAAUGAUGAUGGAACAUCUGAGCCUUUGAACACAGCAAUAAUAACACCCAAGGAACCUCCGGCAAAACCAGUUUUGUUGCAAACAACAGAAGAAGCAAGACUUGCCACAUUAAGAAUAAGUGAAGGUGAUGAUGUAGAUUAUUAUGUCGUCACUUACAAAGCUGUUAGAAGUGGAAGUGAAAUAAUGACACUGGAAAGUGUUGCACCGAAUAAUAUAAUUGAAGUUCCACUUGAACCUGACACUCAAUAUCAAGUUAACAUUGUCGCUGUCAAUGAAGCAGGUCAAUCACCAAAGUUACAAACAUUCGUCGAAACACCUGCUGAACAAAUUCCACCGGCGCGCCCUACUCGUUUUGAUGAGAUUACUCCAACAUGGAACUCUGCUAAUCUUACUUGGUCAGGCUCAUUAUUUGCAGUUCAAUAUUAUGUUUUCGAAUAUCAAUCGGAUGAAGACAUUUUCCCUUUGAAAUUAAACACAACGGGACCACGCCAGUCAAUAUUCGUUGAUGGUUUAUCUCCAGAUACAAAAUAUCGAGUCUCUGUGAAAGCAGUUGGAGAGGGUGGUCAUUCACCUUUUCUAGUCGAUUAUUUUUACACCCUGACGUCUCCUCAAAGAACAAACUUAACUGUGUUGGAUAAACUGCCGGGUGAAGUAACAUUUCAAAUUGACAACUUAUCUGACGAUGACGUGGAAUAUUUCAUUGUUCAAUAUCAGAAGGAAGACUCCGAUGAAGUAAUAGAACGCACGUUUACAGAAGAAGAAAUUCAUUUGGACAACUUAACACCAGGAUCCACAUACAGAGUAACUCUCAUUGCUGUGAUCGAUGGUACACGUAAAGAAUUAACACAAACUGAAAUUACCACCCCAUUCGAGCCCGAACCAAAUCUUCCUUCAACUGUUGACAAUCUUCGCGUCACUUCACUUUCGCCAACCCGUGUGAAAAUAACAGCCGAGGGACCGCGAGAUAAUAUUGCGCAAUACAAUGUGCGAUAUGCACCUGCUGAUGGAACGGAACCUGAAACUAGCUUUUACACACGUGGGUCUUCUCCUGUGAUAACAUUGUCACGCCUUAACCCAGCCACCAGGUAUCGAGUUACUGUUAGUUCAGUAUACGAUGGACUUCAGUCAUCUCCUGUUACAGUGGAAUUUACAACUAAAAAGGUCCAAGAAAUCACUCCGACCAAUUUACGAGUCUCAAAUGUUGAAGAUGACGAAGUAACUUUAGAAUGGAAUCCUCCCGUUGACGUUUCCCUUGUUCGAAGAUAUAUUGUACAGUAUAAAGAUGGUUCUAUACCGAAAAACCCAUACAGAACACGUUACAUACCGGUUUCCACACCAUAUAUUACAUUGGAAAACUUGACACCAGACACUCAAUAUUUUAUUAAACUAAGAUCCAUUGGAAACAAUAGAAGACCUUCAAGAGUUGCGAAACUAACUUUCCGAACGCUUUCUCCUACAACAACAACAACAACAACAACAUCAACAAUGGCGACAACAAUGGCAUCAACACGAAGAACAACAACCUCUGAGCCAACACCUCCUGUCGAGCCAAUUCGUUUGCCCAUAGAGCCAAAUCCUAGGCCCAUAGAGCCUACCCCCAUGCCUAUAGAGCCUACCCCUAUGCCUAUAGAGCAUACCACCAUGCCUAUGUUAAGGACGACGCCAGUUUCUGCAACCCAGUUGACCGAGUCUUUGCUUGUACCUACUCCUAUAAGAUUACAAGUAUUGCGCAGAGGGUUUACAGAUGCUGAAAUUGCAUGGACCUCGCCAGGAUCCAACAUUGAUGGUUUUCUUGUUGAAUACGACACCACGUUCACGAGACACGGAGAACCUCAAACCCAACAACUGAGAGAAAAUGUACGUAGAACUACAUUGGAGGAUCUUAUACCUGGCACAGAAUACCAAGUCAAGUUGUUUAGUAAAAGAGGUUCUUUGCAAUCCAGGCCUUCCCUUGUAACAUUCAUGACAAAGCUGGAUGCGCCAAGUAAUGUCCAUGUCAGUCCUCAAAGCGAUCGACUUAUUAUCUCAUGGGUCAACCCAGAUGGCCCAAGAGUGGGAACCCAUUUUAAAUACAGAAAGCCAAACGGCCCCUGGCGUCAAGUGCGAUUGGCACCGGAUGUAACAUCAUAUGCGAUACCCAUAAGAAGCAUCCAUGACACUUAUGAAGUAUCCAUCACAGCUUUUGGCAGAACUAUUGAGUCUUUGCCUAGGACGUUAACUGUUCAUCCAAGAUUAACUGAACCUGAUGACAGAACUUCCAAAUCUCCCGUUGAUAUUACACAAGUUGAAGACACAAGUGCAACGUUAAGGUUCCAUAUGCCAAGUGAAAACGGAUUCACAGUUACAUUGGAAGAUGAAGACUCGCAACCAAGGACAAUUAAUUUGCCGCAAUACGUGACUUAUUAUCAACUAGAACACCUGAAACCUUCUACCCAGUACACGAUGUCCCUUGCAAAUGGGGACUCCACAGUUGAUAUUGAUUCUUUGCAAUUUCUCACCAAACCAAGCCCCGCGACUGACUUUACCGCUCAAGAAAUUUCUCCAAAUGGUUUCACUCUAACAUGGUCGCCCCCACAAGGUUCAAUAAAUGGUUACCGACUAAAAUAUCGACCCGUUUCCGGAAAUGUUGACGGCGAAUGGAACGAAGUGAGAAUCCGUCCCUCUGAUACAGAAUACACGACAACUAACCUUAUCCCAUCAACCUUAUACGAUGUAACAAUAACUCCAACUUAUGCUAAUCCAAAUGCACAUCGUUAUUCGGAACUGGGAAUCCCGUCAAGUAUUCAAGUGACGACCAUCCCAUUAGAAGUAUCAACCACACCAAGGACGUCACCAGCACCCCGUCCACCAAGCAACGUCGAAUUUUCUCAUGUCACUCCCGUGUCCGUCCAUGCAAGUUGGACUCCAUCACCAGAUCGUGAUCUUGAUUUGUACAGUGUCGUUCUGAAAGAUGAAAAUGGAUCCACCGUUGUAUCCGGCAAUCUCCGUAAUUCAUUCGCGAUUUUCCGAGAUUUGACCCCCAGAAGCGUAUACCAUCUGUUUGUAUAUGCUGUAAGAAGAGACCUUCAAAGUGUGCCAGCAAAUGCUUCAGUUUUUACAGGUCAAAAUCACCCAGAGCGUGUUUACAUUACAAACAUCGACGAUACUUCGUUUGACGUGGCUUGGGUUCCAGAAAGGCCAACCAAUCCUUUAUUAUCUGGAUAUGAAGUUUCUGUGAAAAAACAAGAUUCCAGCUCACCAGCUAAAUCCAACUUUUUCCCAUCUAAUAUCAACCAAGCGGUCAUACAAGACUUGGAGCCAGGCACAAUAUACGAAGUCUUUGUUAAGUCAGUUAUAAACCAAGUAGACACCGAUGUAAUAAACAAACAAGUUUCCACAUUAUUACCUGCACCUCGUAAUCUGAGAUUCGAAGAUGUGACCGAUAAUUCGUUCUAUGUAACAUGGGACCAUCCAAGUUUGCAUAUACGAGAUUAUGUUGUUGAGUAUCAACCAAUUGACUCACCAGACAAGCUAAGGUUACAGGUUAACAACAACAACAGAAUACAACUCCAAAACCUUCAACCUGAUUCGGAAUAUUUGAUAUCUGUAUAUUCUCUUUAUAAUUAUCGUCGCAGUUCGCCAGUAGUUGGAAGACAAUCUACAUCAUCAUUUUCUGACUUGGUUUCCCCAGCAAAUCUGCGUGUGGACAAUGUAGAUACAGAUAUUAUGCGCGUUAAUUGGGAGCCAAGUGAACAUUUUACUUACACUGUUGUUGUCACCAACCCAUACGGCCAGGUUGUAUCUCGACAAACAUUCAACUCUUCGCGGAACUUCGUCGAUAUAGAUGAUUUAGAGCCUGGUAUCUUGUACAAGGUUCAAUUACGAAUUUUAACUCCAACGAAUCGACUUGCUGGAACUGAGCAAGUGUUUCAACAGACUAAACCGGAAGCUCCAAGAAAUGUUGGCUUAGUUAGUUCCAAUCCUCGAAGGAUUGUAAUGAAUUGGAGACCAAACAGAUUUCGUAAUCCGGAAAUAUCUGGUUACAAACUAACUUACGAAACCGAUGAUGAAGAAAUUCCGCAUGAAGUUGAAUUAGGUCCGCGCCAGCAUUCAUACACCAUAAACGAUCUAAACCCAUCAACUGUGUAUCGCAUUACUUUGCAAUCCAUUGUAAAUGACACCUUAAGUGAACCAAUCACUACAACAGUGUUAACACAGCCAGAAGAAGCAACAGACAGAAUGUUAACAACAACAACAACACCAAACACAAACGAAGCUUUACAAGGAGGCAUCCGAACUCGUAAACUGAACGAUGGGAAUUAUAGCAUUGGCUGGAGAUCUGUUUCUGGUCCUGUUGAAUAUUACCGCGUUAUAUAUGUUCGGAGAUCAGGUUCAAAUGCUACCCAGUUAUCUGUCCCAGCGCAUGUGAAUGAAAUUCAGUUAAAUAAACUGAUACCUGGCCAGGAAUAUGAUAUUUCUAUUAUUGCUGUAUAUCCAAACCAGGAAGUUAACAUUGGCAACAUUGCUGUUACAACAUCAGGUAGUGACAAUGUUGCCCCUGAUUCAAGUCGAACUGCAUUAAUUGAAUGGGACCAACAGCCGUUAACAUUUUCUUCUUAUCGAAUAACUGCAACACCAGUUAGAGGUGGUCAGACCCAUACAUGGAAUAUAAGGUCAAGUGAAACAAGUGCUCACUUAUCAGAUCUAGAACCUGGUACUUUGUAUCAUAUUGUGGUUGAAGGGUAUUUGGACGGACAGUACGUUACUGUGGCUGAUAUUGAGAAAACAACAGAUAUCGAUUCUCCCUCAAAUCUUGAAGUUACAAAAAUAAAUACCAAUCUCAUUGGAAUAGAAUGGUCACCUCCUAAUUCACAGAUAAGUGGAUACAGUCUUACUUACCAGCUAGAUGGCAGAGGAACAGAAACAGCCUACAUACCUCCGCCACGUGUAAGUGAAGUUCGAAAAACCCUUCGAAGGCUACAACCUGGCCAACGAUACGUGAUUCGAUUAUAUGCCCAUCUAAACGACAUGGAAAGUUUGCCUGCACAAGUUUGGGCAGAGACUUCAGUUCCCUCUCCACAGAGAUUCCGAAUAACUCAAGCAACUCCUAAUUUGAUUUCAAUAUCUUGGAUCAAACCAAGCCAUCUAAUAACACAUUACACGUUGCGUGUCAUCGGUCCAGAUGGUUUUGACGUGAUUCACAACUUAAGAUUAGACGAUGAUGUUAAUAGUUACACUAUACGGGACCUACAGCCAGGGACAAGAUAUCACAUUAAUUUGGCUGCUUGGAUUGGUCCUUUGUCUUCUCAGCCAGAAUAUAAAUCCAAGAUAACUCCUGAAACUGUUCCUGAUGUAAAAACCAAGGGUGAGUUAACUGACCAGGGGUUCCUACUUCAAUGGAAAAGUAAAUCGAGAUCAGUUGAUGGAUUUAAAAUCGUGGUCGAACCCCAAGACGGAAGUGCAGGGUUUGAAACAACUGUUGACAGAUUUACCAAGAGUUAUGAACUUGAAAAUCUUUUGAGCAAUGUCGCAUAUAUAGUCAAAGUGUAUCCCGUGAGUGGACACAUCAUAGGUGAACCUUCCGUAGUUCAUAUUCCUGCCUCUACCACCUCGAAUGUGGUGUUAAACCAUCUACAAUGGAGAUUACAAGUUACCUCGCUCGGAACAGAUUCCAUCGCAAUUUCAUGGAAUAAUCCAUGGCAUGAUGUUGUUGAAUACAGUUUGCAAUACAAACAAAUAGAUGAGAGUGAUGAAUAUUAUCGAUCAGUCGUUCCUCAACCACAAAUAGGUGACAACCAUGCUACGAUCAGCCAUUUGCAACCAGGAGAGUCAUACACGAUUAAACUGGCAGUAAGAAGAGAUUCCCAGAGUGAUGGAUUGAUGAACACAUUGCUUCUUAAUGUGUCAACAUCAAUUCCACCACCUUCCAACAUACAAAUGCAAAGAUCAAGUGAUGGAAGCUUAGUCUUCACCUGGCAAUCACCAACUGCGUAUGCAAGCAAUUAUAUUGUUAAAUAUCGUGAAGUUUACCCAUUUCUACAACAUGAAUAUGUUGUAAUGGAAUUAUCUGGGAGUGAUACAAGUGUAACAAUGCCUUUUCUGCAAGAAGGAAAAAGGUAUGAAAUCGUGUUUUACUCGAAACGUGGUGAAUUUAGAAGUGAUUCUGUUGUUGUUAAUGUUGAUGUACCAGUGUCCCAACAAGUAAGGAAUUACUGCACAGAUCCUGAUACAGGUGCAACUUAUGCAGUUGGGCAGAAUUGGCUUUCCAAAGCGGGUCUAUUCCUUAUGAACUGCACAUGUCGUCCAUCUCUCACAGUGGACUGCAGUAGUGGAGAAUGGUGUCAUACUGAGUAUGGGGUUUUCAAUAAGACAAAUACAUGGCGGCAAGACAACCCAGAAAACAAUAAAAAGGAAGAAUGCGUUUGUAAUGGAAGUUCUGGCUACACAUGCUAUCCAAGAAAUUGCCAAGAUGGUGACCGAUGGUAUGAUGAGGGUGAACCAUGGACUUCUGAUAUUGAUGGAUACAUUUGUAACUGUGUGUGUCCAAGUGAACAUACACAACCAUGUACUUCCACAUGCCGACCAUCGAUUCUUGGCCAAGAUAUCGGUUUCGAAAGCAAGCGUCGUUAAUUUUACUGGCAGUGGUGUUCAGUAAAAAAACGGCAACUGUUUCUGUUCCUGUCAUUGCUUUAUGCAAUGCACAAUUUUGUUUUACUUUUUGAUUUCCAAUGUCCCGAAUUUCGGAACAUUUUUCGUUGAAUAAACUUUGAAGUGAUUGCAAA